Molecule: messenger RNA, 594 nt
Organism: Synchytrium microbalum
Lineage: Eukaryota; Fungi; Chytridiomycota; Chytridiomycetes; Synchytriales; Synchytriaceae
Exons: 4
Coding region: 1-594 (197 amino acids)
Biological process (GO): mRNA splicing, via spliceosome
Cellular component (GO): catalytic step 2 spliceosome; U4 snRNP; U2-type prespliceosome
Molecular function (GO): RNA binding
Source: RefSeq, a predicted model, not a curated record
AUGGUCACCCUACUCAACUACCGUCUCCGAAUCGUCACAUUGGAUGGCCGAACAUUAAUAGGCCAAAUGCUCGCAUUCGACAAACACAUGAACAUGGUCCUAGCCGAUUGUGAAGAAUUCCGUAAAAUCAAACAAAAGAUCAAGGGCCAGCCUGAACGGGAAGAGAAACGGGUGUUGGGCCUUAUUAUCCUGAGGGGUGAAACUAUUGUGUCUCUGAGUGUCGAGGCUCCUCCACCACCCUCUGAUGAACAAAAGGCAAAGGCGGCCAGUAUGCUUGCUGGGCCCGGUGUGGGAAGACCUAUGGGGAGAGGAUUGCCUGUUGCGCCGCCUAUGGGUGCUCCUAUUGGAUUGGCUGGACCUGUGCGUGGUAUUGGUGGACCAGGAGCUGGAAUGAUGGCACCACAAGCACCUUAUGGACGAGGCGCACCUAUGCCUGGACCACCAUUCCUGGGUCGAGGAGGCCCGAUGCCACCAAUGGGGGCUAUGCCGUUCCCUGGAAUGCCGCCACCUGGUUUCCGUCCCAACAUGCAGAUGCCCGGCGCACCACCUGCACGUCCACCAUUCCAACCACCUUCAUUUAGACCGCCUCAAUAG